Centruroides sculpturatus (bark scorpion) is the source of this 1740-nucleotide messenger RNA. RefSeq lists its product as uncharacterized. NCBI's taxonomy places the organism in Eukaryota, Metazoa, Arthropoda, Arachnida, Scorpiones, Buthidae. The record is from RefSeq and is a predicted model, not a curated record. Gene Ontology annotation, cellular component: extracellular region. The transcript is spliced from 3 exons. Gene Ontology annotation, molecular function: Toll binding; growth factor activity. Gene Ontology annotation, biological process: regulation of Toll signaling pathway; innate immune response; central nervous system formation. Bases 1 to 1740 code for a protein of 579 amino acids.
AUGCGGAGAACGAUUGCCGUGUUAUCUGCAAUAGGCUUUAUACUCACAGCAGGGAGUACAACAACAGAUUUUAGAAGGGUACAGUUUGAUAAACAGGUAAAUGCGAUAAAACAUAAGAAUGGAAGUGAUUCUUCUUCUUCGGUGGCAAAUCUUAGCCACGUUAAGGCUAUAUUAGCCAAGUUGAUAUUAGCCAGUAUGCUUCACAAAAUGGGAUCGAACAAUAAGACCCUUCAUAAUAAUUCAACUGGAAGGAGAUUGAACACGGAAUUUCUACCUUAUAGGAAAUUAGUGAAUUUCAAUAGUCCUAAUCGAAUUUCUCCUUUUUGGAGUCUUAAACCAGAAGUCGCUCCCGUUGCUGCUAAUUAUCAGAUCGAAAGAUUUCCUUCUUUGAAUUUAGGAGGAGAACAGAUUCCAGUUUUGACUGCACCUUUUCAUCAGGAGGAUUUGAAUGGUUUACAAUUGUUAUUACUAGACGAAAUAGAACCUAACAAUAUACCACCCGACGUUCUGUCUGCGGAACAAAUGAAUAUCAGAGAAGAAGAGAAGAACCCUCCUGUUCAAUCGAUAAUCAAAACUUCAGCCGAUACGUCGAAUAAUCCUAGAUGUGAUAAAUUCACCGAAGAUAUAUGUUUAGACGAUUCAGAAUAUCCCAGAUCUGCCAUCAUGAAUACAAUUUACAGAGAAAGAAGUAAAUUCGAUCUUAUGUACGCGGAAAGUAAAGAAAGAGAAACUCAAGUCGAAGGACUGACCAGGAAGCAAGAGGAAUCAUACACGUUUGAACAUUAUUACGGUCCCGUGAGUUACGGUAUAACUAGAUCGGAACCGAUGGAUUACGGUGUUCGAGGUGGGUUUGUUUGCCCUUCAGAAAUCACAUACUCCAAACCGCAUCGAGCGAAGAAUACCGAAGGCAAAUGGAAGGUCAUCAUCAAUGUUGCGGAGUUCACGCAGAUGUUACGAUUGGAAAAAUGCCUUCGCCCGGGUGGGAAUUGCAACUACGUUUCCGAGCAAUUUCAAUCUAGUUGUUCUCAGAUUUACAGUUAUCAUAGAUUAAUGGUAUUUGAUAAGCAGAAGGGAUUACACGUCGACGUUUUUAAGAUGCCUACAGGAUGUUCCUGUUUCAUAAAAGGCUCUAAAUACGUUUUCCCCCAGUCUCAACCGGUCCUUUCUCAAGAAAGCAGACCCGUUAACGUUCCUAAAAAGGCUACUGGUAAAUUAACUGAUGCUCUAGCUUCAAUUUUCCAUAGCAAAAAACAAAAACCUCAUCCUCCCAAUCCUCAAGUCCUUAAUUAUAUUCAAAAGCAGUUAGCCUGGUUUCGAUAUCUAAAUCAGAAUCCUCAACUGAUGGAUAGUAUAUCGCCUUCCAACGUACUCCAACAACUGUUACAGGAAGAUCAUCAGGUACCUUCUAGACAACCCAGCAAGACUAAUAAUCAUCCGAACAGAUGGAUUGCGGCACACCAACCGAUACCGGGCCAGAAUAUGAUCCAACAUCUAAAUAAAAUCAAUAGGGAGAAGACUUACACCUCCGACUUGAUACCCGCCGACGACAAGACGUUUUCCGAGCCUCUAAACGUUAAAUCUGGGUUCAGACCCCUACGAAAACCCAUAGCAUCUGCCUCUCAAACUCAAACGUUGGCAACAGAUAGAGGUGAAUCGAUAGAAUCUCAAGAAAUCGUUGAUAAAUCUAAGGAAGCCAGGAUAAAUUUCUCCUAUCAUCCCAUCUUGGAAUAUUUAUCGUGA